UUCCCUCUUUCUUUCUCUCUCUCCCUCCCUCUCCCUCUCCCUCUCUUUUUCCUUCUCUUUCUCUCUCUCUCUCCUUGUGACAUCCGUUCAUUCUAAAAUAAUGAAAGGAGAAUCUUCAGCCCGGUGGCGGCUUUUCCAGGGCUUCCUUCCUUAGAUGGAUCUUGUGUCUGGGAUAGAAAUCCUUUCCCUUCCCUGUGUUCCCGGCGGCUUUUCCUGCUCGGAUCCCCAGAGGAGCCCAGGAGAAGGGAGACCUGAGAGGGGGAGGCCCCAGGAGGUGAUGUCAUGCAGCCAGAAGUGGGCGGGGCUUCGGAGGGAAGCCCAUUUCCCCCGUGGGCGGGGCGGUGCAGGCCGACCUGUCCAGGUCUCACUAUAUCUCCACUUUCCUGUGCCUCUCAGGCACCUUCUGAUCUUUCCUAUGGGUUUUUCACGUGUUCUUUCAGCUUCCAGGCCCAGCUUAAAGAUCGCUGUCUCCUCUCCUCACCUUGACAGGACCUGCAUGUUGUGAUUUUUGGAGUCCCACCACCCCUAAACCCUAAACCUCAACAGUGGUACUGGAGCAAUUUCUGACUCUUCUGCCUUCGGAGGUCCAGACUUUGGUGCAGGAACGUCAUCUAAAGAGUGGCAAGGAGGCAGAAAUCUUAGCAGAAGAUUUGCAGAGACCUUCUAGGAAAUUGGAAUAUUGGACACUUCUGCUUCUGUGAUAUUACCAUCUCCGGCUGCUUCCUCUGGCUGACUUUUCCCUCUCCUUAACAUAAAUGGUGUCUACUUGGACUCUGGAGGCAGAAGUGGCUGAAAGCCUAGCUUCUGAUGAAUUCAUGAAAGUAUCAGGACACAUGACUACCAACUCCUGCUUCUUUAUUUCUCCCGCCCCCAACUCUUUGGUGUUUGCCAUUGUGAGAGAGAAGCUACUCUUACUGGGGACCAGUUCAUGACAGAGAGACAGAGCUUAACCCCCAGAGUCAAGGACCAUCUGGAGUGAAGUCAUCCUCUGAGGUGAACAAUGGCUUCAGCCUCAGGCUGCCAGGUACAAGUUCCACAGAAAAACUCCACCAGGGGUCAGAAAACUGCCCUUCAGGUGGGAGGAACAGCUGACUCGGAAACCUUCCGUCAGCAUUUCAGGCAGUUCUGCUAUCAAGAGGUGGCUGGGCCCCAUGAAGCUUUUAGUACGCUCUGGGAACUUUGUUGUAGGUGGCUGAGGCCCAAGACGAACUCAAAAGAACAAAUCUUGGAAAUGCUGGUGCUGGAGCAGUUCCUGACCAUCCUGCCUGGGGAGAUCCAGGUCCAGGUGAGGGAGCAUCAUCCAGAAAAUGGAGAGGAGGCUGUGGCGCUCGUUGAGGAUUUGCAAAAAGAGACUGAGAGACCAGAACAGCAGUUUCCAGUCAGUGUGCAAAACCCAGAAGUGCUUGUAGAGAAGAUAGUACCUAUGGGAAUAACACAGGAGUCCAUGAGCUACCAGCUAAAGCAAGAGGAGAACCGGCAGGAGGAAGAUCCGUCAAAGAAUGCAGCAUGGAGCCGUCAUCAGCGACCACAGGAACAGUCAGGCUAUGAACAGGAGCCUCAACUCAGACCAGAGACAACCAGGGUUACUCCCCAGGUUUCAGCCUUUCCCCGGGAGAGAAGGAAGAGAAACCAGGAGAUGGAAGCUGUAAUCCUUACAACUGGGUUUCAGGAACCAGUCACAUGUGAGGAUGUGACCAUGUCCUUCUCCCCGGAAGAGUGGAGGUGUUUGAAUUCUGCUCAGAGGGUCCUCUACCGGGGUAUCGUGCAGGAGAAUUACAGAAAUGUGGAUUCAGUGGGACUUGCCAAACCUCUUCUGAUCUCUCGGGUGGAACAUGGAAAAGAUACAUGUAUUCCAGAUCUUCAGGGUUGCAAGGAAACAGAGGUCCUAAGUAGCUCCUGUACAAAUGAGAACCGAGUACAGACUGAUGAGAAACAAGCAAAAAGGGAAGAAAAACACGGGGGAGACCAGAAGCAACAGUGGGACUUGGAGGAUGAAAAAAUCACAGGUUUAGAAAUCAAGAAUGAGAUCAAAAAGGAGGAUCUAAAAUGGGAAUAUUCAGAAGAAGAGCAACUGAGCAGAACAAUACCGGGAAGAUUUAAUCGACAGAUUUUCCAGUAUCCUGUUCUGAAAGAAGCCUGUGAGACUGUGAGCAAGUUAAGAAAACAGCUUAUGAAUUUUCCACGAGAGAGACAAGGGAAACCAGCUUUCCAGGAGAGAGAUUUAAUGAAGAAACUAGGUCAACAGAAACUCUCUGUUGGAGAAAAACACUAUAAACAACUGGCAUGUGGAAAUAGCUUUUCUCAAAAUUCCCACAAGUCAACCCCUGAAUUAGAAAAGACUACUAAAUGUCAUGAGUGUGGAAAAAGUUUUAGCCGUGGUUCUUAUCUUGUUAGGCAUCAGAGAAUCCAUACAGGUGAAAAACCCCACAAAUGCAAUGAAUGUGGGAAAAGUUUCAGUGAGCGUUCCAACCUCACUGCCCAUCUGAGGACCCAUACUGGAGAGAGGCCCUACAAGUGUGGUGAGUGUGGGAAAAGCUUUAAUCAGAGCUCAAGCCUCAUUGUCCACCAGAGAACCCACACGGGAGAAAAGCCAUAUCAGUGUAACGAGUGUGGGAAAAGGUUCAACAAUAGCUCCCAGUUUAGUGCUCAUCGGCGAGCUCACACUGGGGAGAGUCCAUAUAAAUGUAGGGAGUGCGGGAAAAGUUUCAACAAUAGUUCCCACUUCAAUGCCCAUCAGAGAACACACACUGGUGAGAAGCCCUAUGAAUGUUCUCAGUGUGGGAAAAGCUUCAGUAAGAGCUCUGCCCUUACUAGACACCAGGGAGUUCAUAUGAGAGAGAAGUUUCUGAUUCAGUCAAGGCUUAAUGUACUUGAGAGAAAUGUAUCAUAAAUAGAUGAUGCUUGGGGGAAAGGAUGACAGAGACUUCUUAAAUCACAGCUUACUAACAGGUGUUUGUUAAGGUUUUCUUAACACUUACUGAGGCGGAUCCAUAUCCUAAGAACUAUCUGUUGCUGGCUUUGUAGAGUUCAGGAAGAGAAUCAAGAAACCUGGAUCAAACUUCUCAGCUCUGACUAAAUCUGCCCUAUUGUUACAUAGUUUCACUCUUAGUAAGGCAAAGAAAUGCGAUCCAUGAAUUCAGCCUUGGAAUAGUCCCUUCUUUCUGUGAUCCCACAAGCACUUAAAGAUGUGCAGACAGAUGAAUGGAGGUGGAAAGUGUUUCAGAUCUAGUCUUGGUGGGUCUUUUUUUUUUUUAGAUUUAGAACUAUGAUUCCAUCAGUGUAUGGAAUCCCUAAUGUGUAAAAUCCUUUCACCAGUACAGAUAAGUAAGUUACAUUUAACUUAGAAUCUUAGAAAUUGUUUGGGGCACUAAAAGAUUGUGACUUGCCCACAGUAACUCAAUUGAGUCAGGGAUAUGACUUGAACCCAGGCCUUUCUAACUCCAAGGCCAGGAUAUGUGGAAUCACAUAUCCUUCAGGUAGGGGUAGUUAAUACUGUAGCAUAUUUCCUCCUGCUGUGAAUAUGCAUUCAGAAUUAAGCCAUAGGUAACCAGUACUUCAGUUUUAGGUGCCUGAGGAUCUUUGGCACUGUGAUCUAUUGAGCAAAAAGAGAGAUGUUCACAAUUGCAUAGAAGGAAUAGAAAAAUAUCACCAAUAAAGUGGGUGGAAUAGGGGUCAAGCCAAUGUAGAAUGACUUGGUCUUCGAAUAUAUGUAAUAUUUGGGUUUGCCUUUUUAAAAACUGACGUGAAGUAAAAUGUAACGAUCUCAUAUUUUGUCCCAGUUCUAGCCUGUCAGUUAAGAACGUGACUAUUAGAAAUUGGCUUGCCUUUCCUUCAACAAAUAUUUGUACUAGUUUGUAAACAUUACUGUUUCUGAUGAAAAUAAAAGUCUCUCCCAACCCCUUUUA
Messenger RNA from Phascolarctos cinereus (koala), 3905 nucleotides. RefSeq names its product zinc finger and SCAN domain containing 32 (gene ZSCAN32). Lineage: Eukaryota; Metazoa; Chordata; Mammalia; Diprotodontia; Phascolarctidae. The record is from RefSeq and is a predicted model, not a curated record. Gene Ontology annotation, molecular function: RNA polymerase II cis-regulatory region sequence-specific DNA binding; DNA-binding transcription factor activity, RNA polymerase II-specific. Gene Ontology annotation, biological process: regulation of transcription by RNA polymerase II.